Messenger RNA from Agrilus planipennis (emerald ash borer), 4262 nucleotides. RefSeq names its product centrosomal protein of 135 kDa (gene Cep135). NCBI's taxonomy places the organism in Eukaryota, Metazoa, Arthropoda, Insecta, Coleoptera, Buprestidae. The transcript has 19 exons. The record is from RefSeq and is a predicted model, not a curated record. Bases 233 to 4144 code for a protein of 1303 amino acids.
UAACCUCAAAAGCUUAUUUAUUUUCCUAGAUUUUAUUUAAUAAGAAAACCUUUUCUUUCUAGUUUUAAUAUAUUAUAAGUUACGAAACAUAAUUAUGUGGAAAGUUAAGUUUAAUUAUAAUACAUAGCUCAGCUCAUACAAUUCAUUGUGAAAAAUACAGUGAUGAAAAAUGAAAAAGUUACUUUAGUAAUUUGUACUUAAAUUUUAAUUUUUCUGUGAUAAAAAGUAUACUAUGGAUACAAAAUAUAAAAAACUUCGCAGGCGUUUAAACGAUUUAGGAUAUAAUCAACCAUUAGUCCCUGAAGCUGUUCCUUUAGUGGAGAAAUUGCUGCAUGAUUUGAUUCAAACAACCGAAAGUUUACAAAAAUACAUGACUAUAGCAAAAAGAGCAAUAGAGGAACGAGACUUAUUACAAUUAGGAGCUGAACCUUACAAGUGUGAUAAUGCAAAAUUGGUUAGAGAAUGCAAUGAUUUACACCUAGCUUUACUCCACUGCAAAGAAGACAAUGAUAAAAAUAUAAGAGUUUUUAAAAAAGAAAUUUCUAAGUUAGAGAAAGAAAAGACUAAACUUGAAAAUUCUUGUGAGAAGCUUAAACAUUACUGUUCCGAUCUAGAAAGUCAAUUGCAUAAAAGAUAUUCAAGAACAGCUGCCUCUGGUGUUAAACCAGCACUAAGAAGUAAAACAACUUCAGAUUUAGAAGUUAGGAAGCCCCGAUGCAAAAUACAAUUCAAUAAAACUUUAGACAUGUGUGAUCAAAGAAUACAUAACUUAUUAGAAGAAAUUAACUUCUUAAAAGAAGAGAGAUUGGAGUAUACUGAAAUGAUCAAAUGUUACAAACAACAGGUAAGGUGUAGAGAAAAAGAAAUUGAAAGGCUUCAGUGCAUGUUAGAAGGGGGUCGCCCAGCUGAUGCUCUUGUUAAAGACUGCUGUUAUAAAGAUGCUGAAGAAAAAUUAGAAAAACUACAAGAUGAGCUUUGCCAAUUGAAAAAAGAAAAAAUGGAUUUGGAAGAGCAUUUAAGAGAAUCAGUUAUAAAACAACAUGAAGCAAUGAAAAGGGCCCUUUGUUUGGUAGAUAAAAACAAACAGCUUGAAAAGGAACUUGGAGAUAUUGAUCAAAUGGCAUUAUCAGUUGAGGCAGAAUGUAAUUCUACAGUUAGAAACAGCGUUGAAAAAAUAAAUAGACUGCAGGCAAAAAUGCAUGAAAUAACGAUGCAGAAUCAACAUUUUGAAAGAGAACUGGCCGAGUUGAAAUGCGAGAAAGAUCAGCUUCGGGCUGAAAUGGAAUGUCUUAAGAAUGAGAAGGUACAAUUGCAGAAUGCUUUGGAAAAUGCUCUAGAGGAACAACAUCGUUUGUCUGACAAAAUGAAAGAAUAUGGAAAAAUUGAACAAGACCUAAAUAUGGAAAUAGAUCGUUUAUCUCAACUGUCGGCUUCCCAAAAGCGGAAACUCUCUGAAGCAGAAGGUCUAGGGAGUGGCAGUACCAAAUAUUCUCAUCCAGCAGCUGAAUCAACGCAACAAUGCCAACAAGUUCAGGAGCAGCGUUGUCGUCGUUCUCAAGAACAACGAUCUCAAAUUUCUCAAGAACAGCGAUCUCAGCAUUCUCAAGAGCAGCGAUCUCUGCAGUCUCAAGAACAACGACCUCAACAAUCUGAAGAGCCUCGUCGUUCACGUGAUCAGCGUCAAGAUAAGCGUCCUUCUGCGGAAAAGUAUCUUCAAGAACAACUUCAAUGUAAAAGUGAAGAACAGGAGAAGUUGAAGCAACAAUUGGAACAAAAGGAAGCUCAGAUAGCAAUGCUAAAAGAGGAGAACGAGCGUUGCAAGCAAAAAAUUCAAUCGGUAAAACAACGAUCAGAGUCUGAGUUCGAGGCUUUCUCCACUAAGUCUACGUUAAGAAAAGUGGAGAGGGAAAAAGAAAUGCUUGAAUGCGAGUUAAGAAAGUUAGACGAGGAAAAAAUUUCUUUGGAACGUUGCUUGAGGGAAGCUAAUGAAAAGUAUAACGAAAUGGAAUAUAAUCUACAGUGUGAGCUUCAGAUGGCAAGGGAAACGAUACAGAAGUUAGAAGAUGAGCAAAGAGAUUUACUAACCGAUGAAGGAACAAAAAGACACACCAUUAACUCUCUUGAGCAACAGGUGCAGCAGCUUACCGAAGAACUUCAAAACGCCCGAGCCGAAGCAAACCAAAAUAAAUGUUUAUACAAUCAAGUAAAAGCGCUUCACGAUGAAGCUGAUCGAGCUGCAGUCGAAGCCCAGGAUACAAUAGCGGAACUACAGUCCCAACUUUCUGAAGCAAGUGAAAAGAGCAAAUCUCUGGAGAAUAAUAACCGAAGACUAACUGAAGAGCUAACGUCCUUAAGGGGUGAAGUAAAUUCGACAAGAGGGAGCAUGGAGAUGGUAGACAGGGAAAAGGACGAAUUAUUGAUGAAAUUAGACGCUAAAACCGAAAGGUGUUCUAUGCUAGAGGAAGAAUUAUGUGCUAAAACUGAAAAGCUGAUGUGCUUAGAAGGAAGGUAUGCUGAACUACAGAAGAAAUUGAGUUCAAUUUACGACGAAUCAGCUGCUUUAGAGUUCCAAUUAAGGGCAAGUUGUCGAGAGAUUGAGAAUUUGAAAAAGGAAUUAGAUGAUGUCAUCAGGGAAAAAGAAUGUGCUAGCAGAGAAAAUUGUCGUUUGAUGGCCGAAAUUGCUGCAGCAAGAGCAGAUGCUAGAAAAUCAUCAAAUGAAUUAGAACAUGCACAUCGGCAAGUUGAAGACUUGAAAAUGCAAUUGCAAGAUUAUGUAAGAGAAGUCAAAAAGUACGAAGAUGCAUUGUCGCAGAAGGAGGCAGAAAGAGCUGAGCUAUUGGAGCAAUUCAAGGAUCUUAGCAAUAAGCACGCUCAGCUAACAAAUAAUAAACAAUCAGAAGAGGAGAGUGCUAAUAAUCAUAAAGUUCAAUUAUCAGCAACGUUAGAGCACGUUGCGACUUUAGAAAGAAAAAUAGAAGGGCACGAAGCGAUGGUAUGCAGCUACGAGAAACAGAUAAAAGAGAUGAAUCACCAAAUGGCCAGUAUGGAGAUGCUGGUUCAAGAACUGAAAAGGGAGCGAAACUGUUUGGAAAUGGAGUUGGAUAGAUGCCGUGAAUGUAGCAGCCAACUUGAUAAACAGAAAGAAGAAAUAUUAUCACAAUUGUGUUCAAAACGAAGCGAACAAGCCCAGAUGUGCCAAGAACUGGAAAAACUAAGAGGCGAAAGUACAACACUACACAGAAGGGUCGAACGGGAACAGACUUCUUGCGAGAGGGUGGAAAGGCUCUUGUGCGAAAAUAGGAAAGAAGCUGUGGAACUUAAACUCGUAAAUCAGGAACUUCUAUGUGAAGUAGACAGACUAAAGAAAACUGUGGAUGAGUUACAAGAGAAAAUUUUUACGGAAAAGCCAAAAUCAACGUCGACUGUUGAGUCCGGUUCGACUUGUGACUGUAGUUCUUCGGAUUGCUACCAUAAGCUAGGCCGCCAUGAAGAAAUAUCUCGUACCCAUUUCAAAAGGAAGCAUCACCGACAUUCAGACUCCAAAAAAUCGGAUCCAGAAAAAGCAAACAAAAAGAAGGGUGGCGUGUGCAAGUAUUUCAAGAAGACUGAAUCAAAAGACAAAGCCAAAGAGACCCCUGUUCGAUCAGGAUUCUCGGAUACAUCGUUUAAUGAUAAGAAGCAUAGGAAGGGUGGAGCACCUCAAAAUAUAGAAAGUUCGAAAAAGAACAGAAGUCGCUCAGUGCAAGAAAAAGUAUGUAAUGAAAGAGAGCAAGAAGUGCCAGGAAAGUGUGACUGGUAUCCCCCAAAGAAAGUAUCCCUCCUGUUGUCUCCAAGUGAUACGAAGAGACCCUCAAAUAACGAAACACUUCCAUUUGAACUUAAAUGUCCUGUCCUCAGUCAAAAUAAAUGUGCUAAUCAAAAUAAAUGCGCCAAUCAAAGUAAAACCGUUACUCAAAAUAAAUGUGCCAAUCAAAGUCAAUAUACUUCAGCUCAAAGUAAAUGUGCCACUCAAAAUAAAUGUGCCACUCAAAAUAAAUGUGCCACUCAAAGUAAAUGUGCCACCCAAAAUAAAUGUCCCACUCAAAAUAAAUGCGAAGCCGAUUCUACGAUAUUCAAAAAACGCCUUUGCUGCGAUAAUUUAUAAAAAAAGUCUUGAGUACCUGCACCAGCAAAAAUAUAUAACAAUAAAGUACAAAUAUUUAGUGGCCGAUAAGUAAACAGAUUGUAACAUUUUUUGAAACGAAUUAAAGAGUAGUUAUUUU